AUGACGACGACGGCCGCCCGUGCUCUCGUCGCCCUCCUCCUCGUCGCCGUCGCCGUCGCCGACGAUGGUUGGGCGACGCUGGUGGAGAUCAAGAAGUCCUUCCGCAACGUCGGCAACGUACUGUACGAUUGGGCCGGCGACGACUACUGCUCCUGGCGCGGCGUCCUGUGCGACAACGUCACAUUCGCCGUCGCUGCGCUCAACCUCUCUGGCCUCAACCUUGAGGGCGAGAUCUCUCAGCCGUCGGCAGCCUCAAAAGCCUCGUCUCCAUUCAAAUGGGCUAUCCGGCAGAUCCCUGAUGAGAUUGGCGAUUGUUCAUCACUUAAGACUCUGGACUUUUCUUUCAACAACCUGGAUGGCGACAUACCAUUUUCUAUAUCAAAGCUGAAGCACCUGGAGAACUUGAUAUUGAAGAACAACCAGCUGAUUGGUGCUAUCCCAUCAACAUUGUCACAGCUCCCAAAUUUGAAGAUUUUGGAUUUGGCACAAAACAAACUGACUGGGGAGAUACCAAGGCUUAUCUACUGGAAUGAGCUUCCCACUAAUUUGAUCAGUGAUGUGAAGAACAAUAGCUUGACUGGGGUGAUACCAGACACCAUUGGGAAUUGUACAAGUUUUCAGGUCUUGGAUUUGUCUUACAACCGCUUUACUGGACCAAUCCCAUUCAACAUUGGUUUCCUACAAGUGGCUACACUAGAUCUGAGUUACAACCAAUUAUCUGGUCCUAUACCAUCUAUACUAGGCAACUUGACAUAUACUGAGAAGCUGUACAUCCAAGGUAAUAGGUUAACUGGGUCGAUACCACCAGAGUUAGGAAAUAUGUCAACACUUCAUUACCUAGAACUGAACGAUAAUCAACUUGUUGGGUCAAUUCCACCAGAGCUUGGAAGGCUAACAGGCUUGUUUGACCUAAAACUACAUUGCAUGAACAUCGCUGAUUCUACUUAUAUCGCAGGGAACCUUGCGAAUAACCACCUUGAAGGACCAAUUCCUGACAACCUAAGUUCAUGUGUGAAUCUCAAUAGCUUCAAUGCUUAUGGCAACAAGUUAAAUGGGACCAUUCCUUGUUCGUUGCAGAAACUUGAAAGCAUGACCUAUUUAAAUCUGUCAUCAAAUUUCAUAAGUGGAUCUAUUCCUAUUGAGCUAUCAAGGAUCAACAAUUUGGACACGUUGGACUUAUCCUGUAACAUGAUGACUGGUCCAAUUCCAUCAUCCAUUGGCAGCCUAGAGCAUCUAUUGAGGCUUAACUUGAGCAAGAAUGGUCUAGUUGGAUUUAUCCCUGCGGAGUUUGGUAAUUUGAGGAGUGUCAUGGAGAUUGAUUUAUCCUAUAAUCACCUUGGUGGCCUGAUUCCUCAAGAACUUGGAAUGCUGCAAAACCUGAUGUUGUUAAAACUGGAAAAUAACAAUAUAACUGGCGAUGUGUCUUCUCUGAUGAACUGCUUCAGCCUCAAUAUCUUAAAUGUGUCAUACAAUAAUUUGGCUGGUGUUGUCCCUGCUGACAACAACUUCACACGGUUUUCACCUGACAGGCCACACCGUCCACCUGCUUUUAAAGAUGUCACUGUAAGCAAGCAAGUGAGCAAUGCUCCCCCCAAGCUGGUGAUCCUUCAUAUGAACAUGGCCCUUCAUGUAUACGAUGAUAUAAUGAGGAUGACUGAGAACUUGAGUGAGAAAUACAUCAUUGGAUACGGGGCGUCAAGUACAGUUUAUAAAUGUGUUCUAAAGAAUUGCAAACCAGUGGCAAUAAAAAAGCUGUAUGCCCACUACCCGCACAGCCUUAAGGAAUUUGAAACUGAGCUCGAGACUGUUGGUAGCAUCAAGCACCGGAAUCUAGUCAGCCUUCAAGGGUACUCACUAUCACCUGUUGGCAACCUCCUCUUUUAUGAUUAUAUGGAAAGUGGCAGCUUAUGGGAUGUUUUACAUGAAGGUUCAUCCAAGAAGAAAAAACUUGACUGGGAGACUCGCCUACGGAUUGCUCUUGGUGCAGCUCAAGGCCUUGCUUACCUUCACCAUGACUGCAGUCCACGAAUAAUUCACCGGGAUCUUAUGUGUCUCAAAACUCACACAUCAACCUAUGUCAUGGGCACUAUUGGCUACAUUGAUCCUGAGUACGCCCGCACUUCCCGUCUCAACGAAAAGUCUGAUGUCUACAGCUAUGGCAUUGUUCUGCUGGAGCUGCUGACUGGCAAGAAGCCAGUGGACAACGAGUGCAAUCUCCAUCACUUGAUCCUAUCGAAGACAGCAAGCAACGAGGUCAUGGAUACCGUGGACCCUGACAUCGGAGACACCUGCAAGGACCUCGGCGAGGUGAAGAAGCUCUUCCAGCUGGCGCUCCUUUGCACCAAGCGGCAACCCUCGGACCGACCGACGAUGCACGAGGUGGUGCGCGUCCUGGACUGCCUGGCGAACACCGAUCUGCCGCCAAAGCCGUCCGCGCAUCAGCUGGGCCAGCUGCCGCAGCCGUCUCCAGCUGUACCAAGCUACAUCAACGAGUACGUCAGCCUGCGGGGCACUGCCGCUCUCUCCUGCGCCAACUCGUCCAGCACCUCAGACGCCGAGCUGUUCCUCAAGUUCGGCGAGGCCAUCUCGCAGAACAUGGAGUAG
Messenger RNA from Miscanthus lutarioriparius, 2604 nucleotides. Lineage: Eukaryota; Viridiplantae; Streptophyta; Magnoliopsida; Poales; Poaceae. The record is from the annotation of a GenBank genome assembly.